CUCCUCGCCCUCCCAUUGGUCCGUUCCCUCGCCCUCCGACACCGGCGCCUUCACGUGCUCUCCUUCUCUCCUCGCGCCACGUGUCCCUUCUACCCAAUCGCUGUACCCGAUGCUCGCCCGACACGUUCCACGAAGGACACGUGUCAAGGCCUCCCCCAGCUAUUUAAGGCCCCUCCCCCCUCCUGCUCGGCCUUAAGGCGCCUCAAAAAAAAGAAAGAAAAAAUUGUGAGGAAAAUUACAAGGUGGCGAUGGAGAGGAGAGGAGGAUGCUGCAUCUCGAAGUAUGGAGGGGAAGGAGGAGGAGAUUAUCGUGCUGACGUGGCGUGGAAAGUUGGCCGGAUUAUGCUCAGGUUCCGGCCGAUCGCGCCGAAACCGGAGGCGGCGGCGCCGGUUGCCGCUGUGGCGCCGGCGGAGACGAGGACGGCCGGGAGGGCGAGGAGGAAGGCCGGAGGCGGCGGCGGAGGGAGGGAGGGUAGAAGGGGAAGGAAAGGGAGAAAAAUAGUAACAGGGGCAUUUAAGGAAGAGACGGGAGCAUAUAAGGAAGAAAAGGAAGAAAAGUUGUCGUCCUCCUCGUCCGACUUGUCGGCAGCGGGGUCCGGGACGACGGUGACGCUGCCGCUGAUGCCGGAGACACCGGAGAGGAAGGAGGCCGCGCCGCCGGCGGAGGUCCCGGCGGUGCCGUACCUGAUCCCGGCGUGGCUACGAGGACGGGAAGGAGGAGCAGCCGGCGGCGGGGGAGGGGGAGGAGAGGUGGUGGCGCCGCGUCCAGUGAGGCCGGCGGGGUCGUGGGUGACGGUGGAGUGCGUGACGGACACGUGGCGGGAGGGGGAGGUCGGUGCUGCGGUCCCCGGCGGCGACGAGGCCGUCAGAGCGGCGCUAGAAGCCGACGAAGCUUGUCCUGGCGUCAUAUCCGACGCGUGGGACCGGGUGACGUGGACCAACGAGGCUUAUAGGAGGAUGGUGGUGGGGCGGGCGGCGGAGGAUGGGAAGCAGGGAGCAGAGGAGGAGGAGGAGGAGGAGGAGGAGGACGUGAGGGUGGCGCUUGUGACGAGGGGGAUGGUGCCGGGCGCUACGUGCCGGGCGUUCACGUGCCGUGUUCGCGUGCGUUACUCGAGCCGGCGGCGAGGGAGGGGGUCGCUGGCGGCGCCGUGCGACGUCUGGCGGAUGGAUGACGGCGGUUACGCGUGGAGGCUCGACGUCAAGGCCGCUCUCAGCCUUAGCUUGGGGAGAUAAAUAGAAGGACGGAGAUGGACCUGAAAUAAAUGGCAUAUAGAAAGAUGGCAGAGGGGGUUAGUUGUAAAUAUCUUUUGGACGGAGUCCUUGAGCUCUCGAUAAGCGCAAUAAUGGCUGAUAUGGUGGAGGUGUAAGAUGGGAAGAUGGGGAGGAGGACAGGUUUCAGCAGUGGAAGGGACGUGCAAGGCUGGGAGGGGGCCAGGUGGCAGAUGCUUGAUGGGACGUUGCUUUGUGGAAUGUAAGACGUGGCAUCAUGUAACUAAAUGGAGGAGUGAGGUUGGAGAGAGAUCGGAAGAGAGAAUAGAGAAGUUCUAUGCUGACGAACUGUAAUCUCACAUAGCUUUCUCUCUCUCUCUCAAUCUCUCUGAUGUUUGUUCCCGGGAUGUGUGGGGAUUUACCUUUGCUUUUGGUGUCGUAUCUUGAUGAGAUGAAAAAAGUAAGCUAGAUUUGGCC
Messenger RNA from Phoenix dactylifera (date palm), 1685 nucleotides. RefSeq lists its product as uncharacterized. The record is from RefSeq and is a predicted model, not a curated record. NCBI's taxonomy places the organism in Eukaryota, Viridiplantae, Streptophyta, Magnoliopsida, Arecales, Arecaceae.